This is a messenger RNA of Trachymyrmex septentrionalis, 920 nucleotides long. RefSeq names its product ran-specific GTPase-activating protein-like. The coding region runs from base 147 to 920 and encodes 257 amino acids. Gene Ontology annotation, cellular component: nuclear pore; cytoplasm. Gene Ontology annotation, biological process: nucleocytoplasmic transport. The transcript is spliced from 4 exons. NCBI's taxonomy places the organism in Eukaryota, Metazoa, Arthropoda, Insecta, Hymenoptera, Formicidae. Gene Ontology annotation, molecular function: GTPase activator activity. The record is from RefSeq and is a predicted model, not a curated record.
CGGACGGAAAUACGGAACAAUACGGAUUACCACGAUAUCAUACAUCAUACAUACAAAUACGUACGCGAUUGUAGCAAUUGUCCAACUGUCGGCGAGCGUAUAAUUUCUUUAGCACUUUAUAGCUUUCUAGCCAGUGUUGAUAAAAGAUGCCGGAGAAUGUGCUAAAUGGUGAUCGUAUCGAGGUAAAUGGUGAACCUCAAGAUAAUGAUGAAGAGAAUAUUGAAAAUGACGUUCAUUUUGAACCUAUAAUUUCAUUACCCUUGAUAGAAGUAUCCAACAAUGAAGAGGAUGAGAUAGAAAUGUUGAAGCUACGGGCAAAGUUAUAUCGUUAUGAUACGUCAAGCAAUCCUGCGGAAUGGAAGGAACGUGGCACAGGAGAGGUCAAACUACUGAGACACAAAACGAAAAAUACAGUUAGAGUAGUAAUGCGCAGAGACAAAACUCUCAAGAUAUGUGCGAAUCAUUUCAUCACUCCAUGGAUGGAAUUGAAACCAAAUUGCGGCAGUGACAGAGCAUGGGUUUGGAGCGUACUUGCUGAUUACGCUGAUGAGCAACUCAAGCCAGAAUUACUUGCGAUACGUUUUGCAAAUGCUGAAAAUGCGUCAAUGUGGAAGGAAACAUUUGAAAAAGCUAAGAAGAUUGUAGGAUCUGAGUGUGAGAUUUAUGCUGGCAAAAGCAAUUCGGAACAAAAGCGUAUUGAAAGUGACAGCGAAUCCAGCAGUGAUGUAAGUUAUAGCGAGAGUACUGAUAAUGAAGAUCAAAUGAAAUCAUUGAAACGGACUGAAGACUGUGAAGCGAUUUCUCAGCAAAAGGAUAUCGAAAAUGAAACGACAGAAGAGAAGCAAGUAAUAACGAAUGAAGAAAAAAUAAUCAAUGAGAUCGCAAAGUUAAAAGUAAAAAACGAAGGUGAAAAGCAAUAA